AUGAUGGAUGGAGUCCUUUUGGUGAAUGAGAUUAUUGAUUGGUCUAAAAGGAAGAAGAGAAGUUGUCUUUUGCUUAAGGUAGAUUUCGAGAAAGCCUACGAUUCGGUAUCUUGGAAUUAUCUAAGGCACCAAAUGAAGCUCAUGGGGUUUGGCAGGAAGUGGAUGUCUUGGAUGGAAGCUUGCGUGUUCUCUAGCCACAUGUCCAUAUUGGUCAACGGGAGUGCAACCAAAGAGUUUACGGUUCAAAGAGGCCUUCGCCAAGGAGACCCGCUCUCUCCUUUUCUCUUCGUGCUUGUAAUGGAAGGGUUGACAUCUAUUGUCAAAAAAUCGGUGGAGGUAGGGGAUUUCAAGCCUUUUUGCUAUAGUGAUAAGGAUAGCGUGGAUAUCCUUCAAUUUGCGGACGACACCGUGAUUUAA
Messenger RNA from Vicia villosa (hairy vetch), 417 nucleotides. RefSeq lists its product as uncharacterized. NCBI's taxonomy places the organism in Eukaryota, Viridiplantae, Streptophyta, Magnoliopsida, Fabales, Fabaceae. The transcript has a single exon. The record is from RefSeq and is a predicted model, not a curated record. Bases 1 to 417 code for a protein of 138 amino acids.